Chiloscyllium plagiosum (whitespotted bambooshark) is the source of this 3835-nucleotide messenger RNA. Its product is annotated as nectin-1-like. The record is from RefSeq and is a predicted model, not a curated record. Lineage: Eukaryota; Metazoa; Chordata; Chondrichthyes; Orectolobiformes; Hemiscylliidae.
GAGAGAGAGAGAGACAGCCCUUAAAGGGGGAGGAGUCUUUUCAACCGAUACUGGGAAACGAAGGGUUUUUUUUAUUGGGAAGUAUCGAGGGUGCAGCUAUACAGAGAAAAGGAACAGGCCACGUUUGGGGAAACUCGCGACAGAGAGAUCGGAGGGUCGCAGCGAUAGACAGAUCAAGAUCUUCGGAAGGACUGAGUGGAUUUCGCUGGGAACUGCAGCUCUGCUGUCGUGUGAAAUCUACCGACCUGUACAUUUCCUUCAGCAAUGGCUACGUUGUAUCUGAUUCCCUUCGUCUUGUUACUUCAAACCUGGACUGUUUGUGAUGCCCAGAACGUGAAAGUGGAACCCUUCAUUUACGGCUACGUGGGGAACCAGGCAAUCCUGCGGUGCCAGUUUGUGGAUCCUGACAACUCGCUCCAGGUCACACAGAUCACCUGGAUGAAGAACCCCACCACCAGUAAGGUGAACCUGGCUGUGUACAACCCCGACUUUGGCAUCAACUAUCCGACUGACACCGGCGGCCGCAUCCACUUUCGCAAGGUCACCAACACGGACGCCACGCUGAUCAUUGAUCGCCUGGAGAUGGCGGAUGAUGGGAUUUACAGUUGCGAGUUCGCUACCUACCCUGAUGGCAACCAGGAUGCUACCACCAACUUGACCAUCCUAGCCAAGCCAGAGAAUUCAGGCAAAACGAUCCUUGUCCAAGCUGGACACGCUGAAGUCCCCGUCGCCAGGUGUGUCUCUGCAAAUGGGAAGCCUCCAGCCACCAUCAACUGGUCAGGGGGCUCUGAGGGCAACGUUUCUGAGACUGUUACCAAAAACAACAACGGCACUUUCACAGUGACGAGCGAAUACUUGAUGAUUCCCACCGGUGACAACAACGGGGAGAAGCUGACCUGUGUGGUAAUGCAACAGGCACUCGAUCGGCCAGAGACCAUUCCCAUCACACUCUCUGUACAGUAUGCACCUAUCGUGAGCAUUGAGGGAUAUGAUGAAAACUGGUACCUGGACCGGGAGCAUGCUUCAUUGACCUGUAGCGCAAAAGCCAACCCCCAAACUUUGAAUUACAAAUGGCUCCUGAAUGGGAAACCCCUUCCUUCCUCCAUCCAGGUGGAUGGACACCAGCUCACUGUACGGGAUGUGAGUUACAUUGUCAAUGGCACCUUCACCUGCGAGGUCACCAACAGCCUGGGCACAGGUCGGGCGAAGAUGGACGUUGUGGUUCGUGAGGACCCAGUGGAUUCGGGAUCGACGACUGGAGCAAUUGUGGGUGGGAUCAUCGCUGCGAUCGUUAUCCUGACUGUGCUGGUCACUGCUGUCCUCAUCUUCAAGAGACAGAGGAAGAACACGGACGAGGAGGAAGAUGAUCUUGAACCCCCCAACUACAAGCCUCCUCCCCCAAAGAAGACCCUGGAGGGAAUUGACAAGGUUAUGAAAACAGAAGAUGAAAAGAUGGAAAGCAUCCCCAUUACCACGACCUACUUUGAGACUGGGGCAGAGGAAGAUAAUGGAAUGACUCUGACCCAGUAUUACGAUGAGCCGGGCCUGAACACUGAAGUGAAGUCUGCUAACAUUGCCGUGCGCCCUGGGGACUAUCUGGAGCAGGAGAACCCGAUUUACAAUGACCUCUCGUACAAUGAGCCUGAGGAACAUCGCAAGAGCCAGGAGUUUGUGUCGAAGGGCAUGUACGUGUAGGCCCCAGGCUUCUCCUGGCAAAGACCACUACAUCCCCCCCAUCCCCCAACCCCCGCCACCAUCCGUUCCAACCUCGUUAUUUGCCUUAACACUCACACGGCUGCACUUCCCUUCUCUCUUCCCUGACUGACACAGAAUUUCUACCUUCUGGGGGCUCGGAGGGUGGGAGUCUUCACACUCCAGUCUUGACGCUAUCGAUCCUUGACACUUUUUUGUUGGAAUUUGUCACGUUUGUCUUGGGAGACAGAGGGAGCUGGGCUGAGCCUGACCACUUUCCCUUUGGCACCCACACUCCCUCCCCCAUACCCCACCCCCACCUCCUCAGUGCCCCGUACCCAGUAAAAGAUACUAGGCCCUCAGAGCGUAAUAUGUGGCUUGGUCAUCACACUGUACACUACCAAGCCUGAGGUUGGGUUGGGGGUGGGAGGGGGCCUAGCUCUGUCCUCAUGGGGGUAUUGUUGGGGAUGGAAAUAAGGAGAUGGUUUUGUGUCAGGAGCUUAAAGCCCUUAAACUCCUCUCUGGUCCCCAUUCACCCCCCUCCCCGCCUACAUACUCGGCACUGCCCAGUUCUCAGGCAGAGGCUUAUUAAGAACAGACCUGUCCCAAACUUUGGGAAAUCAUGGUAACUCUGGGGACCUAAAGGAGCUGGUCGACGCUGGUGGGUGACAAUUCCAUUGCCUUUAACAACGACCACUCCCAGUCUCACUCCUGUUUAAUCAGUUGCCCAAUAUGGUUGCUCUCAAUUCCCCCCUACUGAACCCAUGUUCCUUCACUCUCAGCUCCCUACCCUCACCCCGUCUUCGGUGGAGAGAGAGAGAGCGCGCAUGAUUGUGCUUCAGGAAUUUGACUCCUGCCUUCUUAGAAGCUACAGCCGAUUUUGUAGGCUAGCAGGGAGAGCGUGGGUAAUAGGAGAGGGGUAUUGGGAAGGUGCUUAUGGUGGGCUGUUGUCAGAAUGGGGGUAUUGGAGAGGUCAAUGGGUAUGGGGAUUGGGUUGAGGGGGACAAGGUUGAAGUGCAGGUAAUUUGAGGAGGUGAGCGAUUGUCGGGCACUGAUGGGGAGGUAAAGGGGCAAACCUGCAGCCCCCAUACCCAAGGGUUGUGGAUAGGAUUCCAUUAAUCGGGAGUUACCGUUAAGUGUAUCACAGGGUAACCCACUCGGGUCAUAUCGCUCUCGCGCCCUUUCUCUCUCUCUGUCUGUCUCUCUCUGUCUGUCUGUCUGUGUUUUUCUCUCUCUCUCUCUCUCUCUCUCUCUCUCUGUCUGUCUCUUCUCUUCUCUUUACUUUGGCUGAGCUCUGGGAUUUGUAAAAGCCGCGGAGCUUGUGUCUGACUCUUUAACACUUACUGAGCUCAGAGGAGUUUGUUGUAUUAAGGAUAACUAAUAAUUCAAUCUUCCUGAACUCUGGUAUUGGGUAAAGUGCUACAGGGAGGAGCUGCAAGGGUAUUUCAGAUCCAGAAGCAAUUUUAAACAUCUGGGAUGGAAAAUCCCUCUCUUUCUUAUCCGGAAUUUAGAAGCAAUCCAAUUUAAAUUUCAUUAUAGUCCUGCAGAAUUAUUUAUUAUUUUUUGUUGAAAGUACCAUCUGCUUUGUGUUUUUAAAUCCAGUUUUCUGAGGGGCUAUUGUUGGGGCCAUAUAACAGUUGGUGAAGCCCUUCCAGGCUCUGGAACAGAGUUCCUCAUUCACCAAAAAUAUCCCUCUUUUUAAAAAAAAAUUUAAUGACCUUUUUUAAAAAAAAUACCAUUGGAGUGAAGAUUACAGGAGAAAUUAAGAGAUCACAGGCCUUAAAGGGUUAGGUCAGGGAUGACAUGAGAAGAAAAAUGAACGAGGGUGGGGUUGGUGAGAGGAAAAUGCAUUUAAAUUCUGUGUAAACCCAGCUGUGAAAUCCUGUUCUGGAACUGAUGCAGGAAAAAGCAUCCAGUUAACAUCUAUACAGACCUGUGAGAGAUGUCUCCAAUCAGUCCCACUACUUCCCCACAUCCUGCAACUGCUUCCUCUCCAAUUUAUUGCUACAGUCCCCCCCUUUAAAGAAUGUUCCUGUUGAACCUGAACCCUUUCAGUCUCAGAUUACAGUAGCACGGUGGCUCAGUGGUUAGCACUGCUGCCUCCUAGUACCAGGAACCCAUGUUCGAUUCCAUCCUCGGGCGA